AUGAACUUUGCACUGGGCUACAAACCUGGGCAACUCGGGGAGUCUAGCACAAUGGAUAACUUGGAGAAGCAGCUCAUCUGCCCCAUCUGCCUGGAGAUGUUCACCAAGCCUGUGGUCAUACUGCCCUGCCAGCACAACCUCUGCAGGAAGUGUGCCAAUGACGUCUUCCAGGCUGCCAACCCUCUGUGGCAGUCUCGGGGGUCCAAGUCCAUGUCCACAGGGGGUCGUUUCCGCUGCCCAUCAUGUCGUCACGAGGCAGUGUUGGACCGCCAUGGUGUGUAUGGCCUACAGAGGAACCUGCUAGUAGAGAACAUCAUAGACAUCUACAAGCAAGAAGAGUCCAGCAGGCCCCUAAACCCCACCAAGGUGGAGCAGCAGCAGCUGAUGUGUGAGGAGCAUGACGAGGAGAAGAUCAACAUCUACUGCCUGAGCUGUGAGACGCCCACCUGCUCCAUGUGUAAAGUGUUUGGCCAGCACAAGGACUGUGAGGUGGCCCCCCUGCAGAACGUCUAUAAGAGACAGAAGACGGAGCUGAGUGACGGCAUCGCCAUCUUGGUGGCUGGGAACGACCGUAUCCAGGCCCUCCUCUCUCAGAUGGAGGAGACCUGCAGGUCCAUCCAGGAGAACGGCCGUCGUCAGAAGCAGAGUCUGUGUGAUAAGUUUGACGGGCUGUAUGCCAUCCUGGAGGAGAGGAAGAAGGAGUUGGUGGGGAUGAUCAGCCGCCAGCAGGAUGACAAGCUGGACUACAUCCGCUCCCUCAUGCGUCGCCACGGAGACUACCUGGAGGGCGCCGUCAAGCUGGUGGAGACAGCCAUCCAGUCCAUGGAGGAACCACAGAUGGCCGUGUUCCUACAGAGCAUCAAGGAUAUAUUUAAACAGAUCAGCACCACUGCCAAGGUGUCCAGUAUGGAAUGUCCAGAGCCGGGCUAUGAGAGCAUGGCCCAUUUUGUCAUCAACACAGAGAAUGUGGCAGACAUGCUGAAGACCAUUGACUUCAACACAAUUAGGGCCUCAGGUUUCCAGGAAAAGGAUGGGGAGGAUGGUUAUGAUCUGGGUGAGGACUUGGCAUCGCUGGCAACGGGGGACGUAGACUAUGGGCGAUACUAGUUGAAAAGGGUCAAAGAAAGAAAAAGCAUGCUAUGCUGCUCCCGUGCUUUAUUCCCUUACACACAUUUACAACGUUUAGGCUUCAAACACAAAGGCUGUUAAAUAUAGUUAUACUGUAUAUCGUUCCUUCUGACAUCAGUCUUAAACAUAGCCAUAAAGGCUGAAAUCAAGUGUUUAAUCUCUAGAAUAUGGAUGGAUCACUUGUCUUGUUUACCCCACAGCCAACUCAUUUCAAAUGGAGAGACCAGGAAUUCUUUCUCCUCUCUGAUAAAUUAAUUCCAUAUUUCCCUUGCUACCUCCAAAAGUAUAACGAUCCUAGGGCCAGGGGACCCUUUGGCCUCACAGCGUCACUGUAACAUGCCAGAGAUGAAUGAACUAGAAGUACACAUUUUAUGAAUGGCUAUGGACAGAUACUCUAGGGAGAGAUGGAGGAGUGGUUGUUGACUGGCCUGUUAUUUAUACAUGAUUAAAGUUUUAACCAUAAAC
Molecule: messenger RNA, 1593 nt
Organism: Salvelinus namaycush (lake trout)
Lineage: Eukaryota; Metazoa; Chordata; Actinopteri; Salmoniformes; Salmonidae
Product: tripartite motif-containing protein 54-like
Exons: 8
Coding region: 1-1107 (368 amino acids)
Molecular function (GO): zinc ion binding
Source: RefSeq, a predicted model, not a curated record